This is a messenger RNA of Exophiala bonariae, 2286 nucleotides long. RefSeq lists its product as uncharacterized. Gene Ontology annotation, biological process: aromatic amino acid catabolic process; positive regulation of transcription by RNA polymerase II. Gene Ontology annotation, molecular function: zinc ion binding; DNA-binding transcription factor activity, RNA polymerase II-specific. Bases 1 to 2286 code for a protein of 761 amino acids. The record is from RefSeq and is a predicted model, not a curated record. Gene Ontology annotation, cellular component: nucleus. Lineage: Eukaryota; Fungi; Ascomycota; Eurotiomycetes; Chaetothyriales; Herpotrichiellaceae. The transcript is spliced from 4 exons.
AUGGAGGCGCCACCUGUAUUCCCUGACACAAAUGGAAACUAUACGUCAAGCCUGGCCGUUGAUGACACUCAAACAGAGCCGCUAAUCAAACGGCACCGAGCACAUCAAUCUUGCGAACAAUGUCGCAAGCGUAAAACACGCUGUGAAUAUUCUGACCCUCGAGACAAGUCUUGCCGACGAUGUGUGAGAGAACAGAAGCGCUGUGAGUUUAGCGCUAUGAGGUACAAAAAGAGAGAACCUCAGUCUAGAACUGGCGGUAGGAGUUUCAAUGCAGCAGUAUCCUACUUGAUUUUAAGAAACUCAUAUCUUCCAGAUCGCAAUGCGAUGAGCCCCUCGACGCGAGACAAUGGAGCAAAUUCUCACUUAUCCAUCGCACGACCACCAGACGACUUGUUCGAUCUCGGACAAGCGAAUACGCAAUUUGCUCUGAUUUGUGAACCACAACAGGGCAUGACUGAUGUGGCGCCAGCACCUGUUCUAGGCCAUAUCAGUGGUGGUAUAACAAACCCCGUGGAGUGUUUCCCUGGAUUGGAUGCGAAAAGUAGAUUGAUCUCUACCCAGCUCCGCAACCCAGCAGACACCUUGGACUUGCUCACUUUCGCGGCUACUGAGGACCGAUUUAUUGACAACGUGAGCCGCACGGACCUGCUAAGUAAUGAAGCUACCCGCAACAGCCAUCAACCGGAACACGGUGGGCGGUUGACCAGUGACGAAACCAGCAGAGCAGCCUGGAGGGACUUUCAUUUGAUCAAACGCGGCAUCAUAUCCGAGGAGGAAACUCUCGAAUAUGUGCACUUUUUUUUCGAAAAUCUGUGGCCGUUGAAACCUGUCGUGCCUGCUUUCUAUGCAAACCCCUUGAUGUACUGGAGGCUGGCCACAGAAGAACCCGUACUAUUGACGACUAUUAUCGUUCUGGGCUCACGAUAUCUUGAACUCUCCGGCCAUCACGGUGCCAUCAGGUCCGAGCGGAUCCAUUGGCAUGCGUGGCGGUCAUUGAAAAGGAAUUUACAGUCCGCGAUCUGGGGCGCUACUUGCACAAGAUCCUUGGGAACCAUUGCCUCGAUGUUGCUCUUGAUUGACUGGCAUCCAAAAGCAAUCAAUAAUCCUAGUAUGUUUGCAGAUGAAGACGACAUCAUCGGACAAGGGCCGACACAGAAUGACUCCGACAUAAGCUCACCGGAAGCCCCUCUCAAUCUUACAAGUAAGCAAAGGCAUGGGAUGAUGUCCCUCUUGGAGAACCUGAGCGUGAUGUCUUCUGCGUAUAGGAGCAACAAGGUGUCUUGGAUGUUGCUCUCAAAUGCGAUUGCUUUGGCCCAAGAAGGCUGCUGUUUUGACUCCGAAGCACAAGCUCAGGCGAGCUCUCUGACAGAUUCCAAGACCGUAAGUGUUACUUGGGACCGGACGAUCUGCGUCUUCAUCUACCUGAUGGACGAGCAUCUGGCACUGAGACUUGGUCUCGAACCAAUGCUCCCAGAAAAGUUUCGGAGACUGGUGAAGGACCGCUUCUCGAAAAUGUUUGCCGUUGCACUGCCAAACACCGAACUAUGGGAAAGCUAUUUUGAACUCACGGAUGAAAUCAGCAAGGCGCGAGAGCUGCUACAAACCUCUAAGCAUGCAGGCUCCAGACCCAAUGGUCCUGAAUUAGUGGUCGAACUGGAAUACGUCAGAAGAAGACUCGAGCGUUGGAAACGUCAACACAGUUAUGCUGCCAGUGACAAGAACUCCCCGCUCAACGCCUGCUUGACCAUCGAGUACAACUACGCCUUGAUGUAUAGCCUAUCGCCAGCCGCUUAUGCUGCCGACGCAAAUCCAGACCACCAGCAGGAAUCAUCGUCUGCCUCUUUCAGGCAAGAUGCUGUUCAAGCUGCCCGCGACAUGUUAAGCCUGGUGUCCAGUGUACUGGAGCCCUCGGGUGUUUUGAGAGUCCUUCCAGAAACGGUGUCACAAAGCUCAAGCACCACGGAAGCCCAUCAGGACGUCAAAACUCUACGCGCCACAGUCGAAGCCUUGCAUCGAGGCUCACCGGAUGACAUACACACAGCCGUGCGCUUCUCUCGCUUCCUCGGUGUCUUGCUUGACGCCGUUCUCCGACCAACCACGGCUCACUCUCACGCCGCAGAUGCAAAAGAUGACUCCGAUCAGCUGGCGCUUGGAGCCUCAGAACCUGCACUGUCUCCUUACCUGGGACCCGAUUUUGGCCUCUCUGCUCUACCGGCCGAUCUCGAGCAGUUUUGCGACUCUACGAUGUGGUGGAACGAGACAUUCCAUUUCAAGAAGUUGUUGUGA